GAGGAGGAGGCCCUCGACGGAGCCGGCGCCGUAAGCCCAAGGGAGGCCCGGGGGCGUCGCCCGGAGAGAGCGAGCGAGAGAGAGGCACACAGGGCCCGGAAGGCAGCCCCUGAGCACCCACCUCCGACCCUCGAGUUGAGAAUAUGAAACAGGUGUCAAAAUGACAUCCAGGUUUGGGAAGACGUAUAGCAGAAAAGGGGGCAAUGGCAGUUCAAAAUUUGAUGAAGUUUUUUCCAACAAACGGACCACCCUUAGUACAAAAUGGGGAGAAACUACCUUUAUGGCCAAGCUAGGACAGAAGAGGCCCAACAUCAAGCCAGACAUUUCUGAAAUUCCUAAAAAACCCAAAGUAGAAGAGGAAGUAAUAGAAGAUCCGUUUGGAUUUGACAGCGAUGAAGAAUCGCUGCCAGUAUCUUCAAAGAACGUGUCACAGGCUAAAGGUUCUUCUCAGUUGGAGUCUGUUGAAGCAUCUCAAUCUGGAGACCUCACUUCUGCACUUGAAUCAAAUAGCAAAAUUACUCAGUCCGUCAAUGAAGACAUGCUGUCCAUCAAAUGGAUCAUGGAGGAUGGUAAAAUCAAAGGCAACAGUGCUGUUCCUGUCAUUGCAGAUACAGUAGAAAAUUUUAGUGAGGACAAUGAGAACAGUCACUUCAUCUACAAGAAUGCUGACGACAAUAAUACAAUUAAUGCUGGAAUAACAGAAAUCUCUGGGUACAACAUUGAAGUCAAGGAAUCAUCUGAUUCUUGGGACUCCCAUAUUGAGAAGAAAGACUCGUUAUCAGAAGCCUCACAUCCUAAAGAAUCAUUAUUAACUGACUUAUAUGAAUGGGAAGAUGAAAAUGAGGAUACCCGAAGAGGAGAAUAUUUGUUAGGUUUUGAUGAUGAAUCCCUUUCAGAAAUAAAAAACAAGGAUGAAGAUCUAGUCAAAGAAGAACUGGAGACUCCAAAGGAAACCAUUAGUGAAGAACUGAUGCAAACCGUUCUCAGGCCAAGUAAUUGUCGGACAUACUGUAGAUCUAACAAAACAAAAUCACAGGGAAUGACAAAUUUUGAUAAGCUACUGGAUGGCACUCUUGAGCCUCUAGCCAAAGCAAAUAGUGAUUCAAAUACUGAUGGUUUCAACCCAGUAAGAAAAGUUGCUUUAAGCAGUGGGACCAGUUUUAGAGGGACAGUUGGAAGGACUAGAGACUACACUGUUCUUCAUCCAUCAUGCUUAUCGGUGUGUAAUGUUACAAUACAAGACACAAUGGAUCGUAUUGAUGAAUUUGCCACAGCUGCACCUACUGAUCUGGGAGAAGCAGGACGUCUCAGAAAGAAAGCUGACAUGGCUACAACAAAGGCUACUACUAGAUUUCGACCUAGCAAUACCAAAUCCAAAAAAGAUGUCAAAUUGGAAUUUUUUGGUUUUGAUGACAAUGAUGAAGGAGGGGGUGGUGAAGGUGGAUCUAGAACCUCUGGAAGCUCAAACUAUAAAAUUAAAUACUUUGGUUUUGAUGAUUUAAGUGAAAGUGAGGAUGAUGAUGAAGAUCGGCAGUUAGAAAGGAAAAUUAAUAAAAGAAGAACAGCACCAUCUUCUUCCUCACUUCAGUCCAGUUCUGAUGGAAGUGAGAACUAUUCACAAGACAGCCAAUCAAGCAGUAAUCCAGGCUGUCUUGGAAAUCUAAAGAACAAAUCCUCAGACUUAGUAACUGCCUCUGCCUUUCUGGAAAAAAAUCAAGAGCUAUUGGAUUUUCCAGAAGAUCUAUCCAGUGUUCCUGAAAGCAAUAAGAAAUCCACAAAUUCUCAAGGUGAUAAAUCUAAGGAAAACACAAGAAAAAUAUUUAGUGGACCAAAGAGGUCACCAACAAAGGCUGUAUACAAUGCUAGGCAUUGGAAUCAGCCAGAAUCUGAGACUCUUCCAGCACCACAAGUGUUGAAAAAUCCAAGUGUCCCAGUAAGACUAUCUUCUAAGGAGGCAAUUCAUAAAGAUGAUGGAGUGUUUAAAGCUCCUGCACCACCUCCCAAAGUGAUCAAAACUGUGACCUUACCCACUCAGCCCUAUCAGGAGAUAGUAACUGCCUUGAAAUGUAGGAAAGAAGACAAAGAACUAUACACUGUUGUUCAACAUGUGAAGCACUUCAAUGAUGUAGUAGAAUUUGGAGAGAAUCAAGAGUUCACAGAUGACAUUGAAUACUUGUUAAGUGGACUGAAGAGCAAUCAGCCCCUAAACACCCGUUGCCUUAGUGUUAUCAGUCUGGCGACAAAGUGCGCCAUGCCCAGCUUCCGGAUGCAUUUGAGAGCACAUGGAAUGGUAGCUAUGGUGUUCAAAACACUGGAUGACUCACAACAUCACCAGAACUUAUCACUUUGUACAGCAGCUUUAAUGUAUAUCUUGAGCAGAGAUCGUUUGAACAUGGAUCUAGAUAGAGCCAGUUUAGAUCUAAUGAUUCGGCUUCUGGAACUAGAGCAAGACUCUUCAUCCAAGUUGUUCAAUGAGAAGGAUAUGAACAAAAUUAAGGAAAAAAUCAGAAGACUCUGUGAAACUGUUCACAACAAACACCUUGAUCUAGAAAAUAUAACGACUGGUCAUCUUGCCAUGGAAACGUUGCUAUCUCUUACUUCAAAACGAGCAGGAGACUGGUUUAAAGAAGAGCUACGACUUCUUGGUGGUCUUGAUCAUAUUGUAGAUAAAGUUAAAGAAUGUGUGGAUCACUUAAGCAGUGAUGAAAAUGAAGAGAAAUUGGUUGCUUCAUUAUGGGGAGCAGAAAGAUGUUUACGGGUUUUAGAAAGUGUAACAGUCCAUAAUCCAGAGAAUCAAAGUUACUUGAUAGCAUAUAAGGAUUCACAGCUCAUAGUCUCUUCAGCUAAAGCAUUGCAGCAUUGUGAGGAGCUGAUCCAGAGAUACAACCGUGCUGAAGACACCAUCUGUCUUCCAGACAGUAAGCCGCUGCCUCACCAGAAUGUAACAAACCAUGUGGGUAAGGCAGUAGAAGACUGUAUGAGAGCUAUCAUUGGCGUCUUACUCAAUUUAACAAAUGAUAAUGAGUGGGGUAGCACUAAAACUGGUGAGCAAGAUGGCCUUAUCAGCACAGCUCUGAAUUGUGUGCUUCAGGUUCCAAAGUUCCUACCUCAAGAACAGAGAUUUGACAUUCGGGUUCUGGGAUUGGGCCUCCUGAUCAAUUUGGUAGAAUACAGUGCAAGAAAUAGACAUUGUCUUGUUAAUAUGGAAACAUCAUGUUCUUUUGAUUCCUUCUGUUUGGGAGAAGCCGAUGAAAGCAUAACUACAUCUGGACAGAUGGCUGCUGUUCAAGCUUUAGUACAGUUGUUCCUUGAGCGUGAGCGAGCAGCCCAGUUGGCAGAGAGUCAAACGGAUGAGCUGAUUAAAGAAGCUCCAACAGCACAACAUGACAAGAGUGGGGAGUGGCAGGAGACAAGUGGAGAAAUCCAGUGGGUCUCGACAGAAAAGCCAGAGAAUGCAGAGGAAAAGGAAAAGAAAGAAGAAGAUGAGGAAGAGCUGGAUCUGAAUAAAGCCCUUCAGCAUGCCGGGAAACACAUGGAAGAUUGCAUUGUAGCCUCAUACACAGCAUUGCUUCUGGGAUGCCUCUGCCAGGAGAGUCCAAUCAAUGUGACUAGUGUGAGGACAUAUUUACCAGAAGGGGAUUUCUCAAUCAUGACAGAAAUGCUCAAAAAGUUUCUUAGUUUUAUGAACCUUACUUGUGCUGUCGGAACAACAGGCCAGAAAUCUAUCUCUAGAGUGAUUGAAUACUUGGAACAUUGCUAGAUACUCAAGUUCUGCAGCUGGCACUUGAAUGCUGGAGCUCUACUCUUUAGAUAAAGGAAGAAGUUGUGAAAGAAGUUGUUGAGGAUGCACCAAGAGCAUUCAUCAGUCUCAUUCGUAUUUGGAUUUUUAAGGCUACCUGGUCUCUUAAACAUACACUCAGCAUUUUAUGAAAGACAGUUACCACAUCAAUCUGCAACUAUCAAAAAUGAGAGGAAAAACAUCUGAGGAAAGUAAAUCAAGAAUUUAUGGUGUUUAUAAUAAUGCAGAGAGCAGUAUUUAAAUACAUUUGGCAGGGGUUACUCUCCAUCUUUAUUUUUCUGGCUUUGUUUGUGACAACUUUAAAGGGGACAAACUUGCUGCUGGUAGUGCAACUGCUGUUUUACUGUUGAGCCACUGUUUUUCAUGCCAGCCAGGUGCAAAGGCAGCUUUAGCUACUGAAGUAUCAAAUCUUCUAAUAAAGAUGCUCUGGGCAGCACCAUUGCUCUGAUUUGAGUUUAAUUUGCUCUUGCUUUUUAAAGAGAUUAUUCCAAAUCAUAAAAAAUAGAAAAUUUUUAAAUACUUUUUUGUGAUUUUAACUACUGUCUAUAUUUAAAAUGUGUUGGAAUCCAAAGAGGUUGAGGCUUGGAUAGUUUAUUUUUUAUACUGUUUUGAUUGAAAAAUUGGGUUGUUGGAAACUACUUCUCAGUUUUUAAAACUGUUGUGGCCUAUGUACUGUAAACUGAUUGACCAUAACACUUCAUAGCUCUUAAGAGAGGCAUGCAGGAAGAAAACUCCUCCCAGCUAAUGGCUGUAUCUAUAUUUUUUUAAUAAUGCAGUAACUGUAAAACAUGCCCUGUUUAAAGGAGAAUAUGAAACAAAGUCCAAUGCCAGGGUAGUUUACACUUCUUAAUAAGCAAAAACAUUUAAAUGCUAUCAGUUUUGUUUCAAGAAAUAAAUGUGGAGCAGAGCUAAAACACCAAUGGGGAUUAAUGUUUCCAGUUGACGUAAUCUUUCUAUUUCUUCUUUAGUAUUGCGCAGGUAAAUGCAUACAAUACAAAGCCUUAAAUAGCUGAAUAUAGCGAAAAUUUUGUUCUGUGUGGGGUCUGGUUCACAGCAAAGGAUUGUGUUGAGACUUUAUUGGAACAAAAAUCCCUGCAAAUACCUUUCCUUUCCUUUCUUUCUUUGGAGGUUUUGAGCAUUAGUGACUUUUAUUGCACUCAUUGUUUCAACUAACAGAACUGUUCAUAAUUUUUAUUAAGCUGGUCUUGAAUAGUCACAAAACUUCUCGAAACAUUUGUGUAACAGACACUUUUCACAUUUCCUGUGUAGGUAGUUGCAUCAUGUUACUUCAUUGAAUUUGUAAAACUUGAAGCCAUAAAAAUAUUAGUUCUGUGUAUAAUGAGGGGUGAGAGAAAUAACAGAAAAUCUAACCUGCUUUUUGGAUCUUGUGUUAUAUCUCCAUGUAUAAAGUUACAGACUUGUGCUUUUGUAUCAGUGCCAGCUGUAUUUUUUUUACAUACAGUGGCUGCCUUCUAUGUCUUCCUAUUUUUGAUAAUGCAGAUUGCUGGGAAUUCAGUAAGGAAGUAAAUGAGUAGACGCAAAAUCCUAUAUUGGUCCUACUUUUUUGUUUUGUUUUUUCUCAUCACCUGAAAAGGAAUUUCCACACAUCCAAUAAGGUACCAGUGUAACUGAGAAAGAUGCUGAGGCUAUGUUUGCCCUUGGAUGGAAAACCUUCCAUAUGAAAAGGUAGUUAAACUUAUUAAAACCGUACGUGUAAAUUAUUUUUGAGAUACAAGAUUUCCUGGAUAUAUAUUUUUUGGCAUUUUAGUUUUAACAAUGUUAGAGCAAUGGCUUCCAUUUUUAGCUGGACUUCACGUAGAUUUAAGUUGGGCUUUUUCUGUUUAUGCACAGUGGCAAGGGAUGAUUAAAAUUUGAUGCAAUGAUGGGGGAAUCAGGAAGGAAUGAUACUUCUCUGUUACACUGGUAAUGGUCUGAAUGAGAAUUGAUUAAACUCUUGUGUUGACAUAGUUUUUAAAUUAACAAGCACUGAAACAUGCAGACUAGUUGGUUUUUAUGUGGGGAGGGUCUGAAGACCUUCAGCCUGCGGUCUUGUUAAACCCUCAUCAAACACUGCAUUUGAAUGGGUACUUGAGGCCAACUGUCAGAUUUAAAGUUUUAAAGUAACUUUUUUCCACUGUAAAUACAUGUAAAUAAGCGCAAUUGGAGACUAGAAUAGUAGAGUACUUUUCUGAAUCCAAUCCUAUUUUUAUUUUAUACAGUAUUUCUCAGCUGUGAUCUUUGGAGCAAAAGCCAACGGCAGGAAUAAUAGUUUGUACCAGUUUCAUGAAGUAUGUCUUUUGGUUUUUGUAAAUAAUUUUAACUCGAAUAAAAAUUGCUACUUUCAAUACA
Messenger RNA from Sceloporus undulatus (fence lizard), 6148 nucleotides. It is a transcript of the gene WAPL, whose product is annotated as WAPL cohesin release factor. The transcript has 20 exons. Lineage: Eukaryota; Metazoa; Chordata; Lepidosauria; Squamata; Phrynosomatidae. Gene Ontology annotation, biological process: regulation of chromosome condensation. The record is from RefSeq and is a predicted model, not a curated record. The coding region runs from base 161 to 3760 and encodes 1199 amino acids.